Molecule: messenger RNA, 2382 nt
Organism: Diutina rugosa
Lineage: Eukaryota; Fungi; Ascomycota; Pichiomycetes; Serinales; Debaryomycetaceae
Product: cullin
Exons: 1
Coding region: 1-2382 (793 amino acids)
Biological process (GO): ubiquitin-dependent protein catabolic process; protein ubiquitination
Cellular component (GO): Cul3-RING ubiquitin ligase complex
Molecular function (GO): ubiquitin protein ligase binding
Source: RefSeq, a predicted model, not a curated record
AUGAACCGGUCAAAGAUACGCCCCCCACGACGGCUGCGUCUCACCGAAGGCUCGGCCGCCGACUUUGAUGCUCUGUGGCAGGUGCUUGCCGAGGCGUUUGCCCUGAUCCAGCGGAAGCGCAUCUCCCAUUUACUGUACGAGCAGCUCCACCGACGAGCUUACUUGAUGGUAAUCCAGAAACAGGGGGCAAAACUUUACGACAACGUCAGCCAGCUUAUCCAGGCCCACCUCAGCAGCCGUCGUGACGAGAUUAUCGCCAUGACCGCUGCUGACGACACAUUCGUUCAGGCAGUGCUCCAAGAAUGGGACGAACAUCUACAAGCGAUGCGCUACAUCAGCGACAUCCUCAUGUACCUCAACCGCAACUACGUCAAGGACCACAAGCGGCUUAUGGUGUACGACCUUGGCAUCUCUCUCUUUGGCACCCACUUUGUCGCUGCCGGCAACCAUGAGGUGGGGCAGCGCGUGAUCGGGGUCAUUCUCGAUGAAAUCACCAAAUCUCGCCAGGGUCAGGUGAUCACGCUGACAGCGUUGAUCUCUCGUACAGUGGCGUUGAUGGAGAUGCUUGUUGAUCAUAAUAAUGGUGACAUCGUUUUCGGUGAAGACAACUUUUAUACCGCUCAGUUCGAGCCCCAAUUUCUCGCUCGCCUGGAGACAUUUCUUUACGAGCUCGCCGCCCAGUGGGCGCUGACAGGCGACGGGACGGUGUACGUGGAGCAGAUUCUGUCGUUCAUUCGUGAUGAGCAGCUACGAGUGGCCUCGUAUCUUCCCCAACGAACUGCCGAUAAGCUUGCCGAAUUAAUCAACAAUAUUUUGAUUAACGACCGUAUUGAUGCUCAGCUUUCGCUUCCUGGGGGUCUCGGCAGUCACCUUGAUACGGUAGUGGCGGCAGUCACCGGCUCUAGUAUUGUCAACUACAGCUACUUCGAGAUGCUUUACCAAUUGUUUGGUCGUGUAUCUGAGGACUACAAGCUUCUAUGCUCUCGUAUCCGUGAUGGGGUUGCAACGAUGGCGCCAAAGCUUGUUGAUAUGUGUCGUCAACAGGCCAACAGCGACGGUAAAAAGAUGCUGGCGUCGCAGUUCGCGAUCAAAUGGGUUCACAUGGUGCUUGACUUGCUGAACCAGUUGUACACGUUGUGGGAACGGCUGUUUGAUCGCAAUUUAGCCAUUGAGGGUGCAUUUACUGAGGCAAUCAAGGAUGUGGUCAAUCGGGCGCCCAAAAAGGCGGUGACGCUGCUGGCUCCAGAAACCCUUUCAGUAUACAUGGACCACCAUAUUAAGCAGCUUCAAAAGCAGCUGGCUGAUGUCGGUGACGCCAGCUGCCAACUGGUGGUGGACAACUCGCUCAAAUUUCUCCGUUAUAUUCGGGAUCGAGACGCGUUCGAAGUGCACUACGCCAACCACUUUGCCAAACGGUUUCUCAACGCGAAGCAGGCGGGAGCUAAUACAAUUGAAGAGAUGAUAUUAGCACGGCUAGCCGAGGAGAUGGGGGUGAACUCGCUUGAACAAGUGAUGAAGAUGAAUAACGACAUUAAAGCUCUGCGUGACAUCAACCAGGUGUGGCGCCAGCAGAAAUCCCCCGUCGAUUUGGAGGUGAAGAUCUGUAAUGCCCAGGACUGGCCGCUGGCUAUGACGAAAAAUUAUCAGGAAUCGUCGGUAAUAUGGCCCCAGGCAGUGAGACAAACGUUACGCCAAUUCGAAGAGUUUUGGCGUGGCGGCCAGCGCAACGAGAACAAGCUGCUUCAUUGGACGGCUAAGUUUGGCCUGGUGGAUAUGCGCAUCACGUACCCUCUGAGAACGUACGAAAUCACCCUUGCCACCUACGCCGCAAUCAUCAUGCUUCUUUUCGCCCCGCAGUCAGUGGACGACAAUGGCCAUCCGGUGCUGGCGUUUGAAGAGAACCGCGAGUUCACGGUAGCAGAGAUUCAGGAGCUCACGGGGAUUCCCGACAGUGAUCUCCGCCGCCACCUCCAACUGAUUGCAGUGGCACCUCGACUGCGGCUUUUAGUAAAGACACCCAUGUCGAAAGAAGUGAAUGACGGCGAUAAGUUCCGUCUCAACCAUGCGUUCAAGCUGCCGAGUGUUAAGGUUAAAGUGUUGACAGUGUCAUCGUCUUCAGCGCCACUGAAGAGCGAGCAGCAAGAUAUCGAUCAUGCCGUAGUUGAAGGUCGCAAGCUUGAAGUGAACGCCGCCAUUGUGCGGGUACUCAAAUCACGUCGCCAAGUCGAUCACAACGAGUUGCUCCAGGAGCUUGUGAAAAUGCUUUCGCUGCGCUUUCGUCCACUGGUGUUGGUGAUGAAGCAACAGAUCGACGACUUGAUCGACCGGGAGUACCUUAAGCGCGACGAAGAUAACCGCAACUUGUACCACUAUGUGGCCUAA